Impatiens glandulifera is the source of this 1604-nucleotide messenger RNA. RefSeq names its product phenylalanine--tRNA ligase, chloroplastic/mitochondrial-like. The coding region runs from base 88 to 1380 and encodes 430 amino acids. Gene Ontology annotation, molecular function: ATP binding; tRNA binding; phenylalanine-tRNA ligase activity. Gene Ontology annotation, biological process: phenylalanyl-tRNA aminoacylation. Lineage: Eukaryota; Viridiplantae; Streptophyta; Magnoliopsida; Ericales; Balsaminaceae. Gene Ontology annotation, cellular component: cytoplasm; mitochondrion. The transcript is spliced from 10 exons. The record is from RefSeq and is a predicted model, not a curated record.
CGGCUGUGCUGCCAAGAUAGGGCAUUUAGUAAAUAUUCAGUCUUUAACUUUUUUUUUUAAGUGAUCUUCAUUUUGCGGCAGUGGGUUAUGGCUUUCAUCCUGGCUCACUCAUCCAUCUUCUCAAUCCCAAAAUCUGGAUCCUUUUUCCUUCACUGUAAUGGCUUUAGAAGGUUACCCAUUUCAAUUUCCUUCUUUCGCUACUGCACCACUUCUGCUUCUAUCACUCAAAAGUGGAGACAACCUGUUGGAGCCGUCCUCGACCUUGGAGGACUCAAAAUCACUAGAGAAGAUGUUGUUAGGGAUAAUGAUCCAACAAACAAUGUUCCUGAUACAAUAUUCUCCAAAAUUGGAAUGCAACUUCACAGGAGAGAUCAACAUCCUCUUGGCAUUCUGAAGAAUGAGAUUUACAGAUAUUUUGAUUCCAAAUAUUCGACUAAAUUUGUCAAGUUUGAUGACCUCUGCCCUAUUGUUUCCAUUAAAGAGAACUUUGACGAUGUCUUGGUGCCUAAAGAUCAUGUGAGUAGAAGCUACAAUGACACAUAUUAUGUAGAUUCUCAAACUGUUCUAAGGUGUCACACUAGUGCACAUCAAGCUGAACUGCUGAGGAAAGGGCACACUCAUUUCCUUGUUACUGGUGAUGUUUAUCGUAGAGAUUCUAUUGAUGCAACACAUUACCCAGUAUUUCAUCAGAUGGAAGGGGUUCGAGUUUUCAGUCCUGAUGAUUGGGAGGCAUCUGGAAGGGAUGCCACUUCCUAUGCAGCUGAUGAUUUGAAAACGUGUCUUGAGGGUCUGGCACGACAUCUAUUUGGUUCUGUGGAAAUGCGCUGGAUUGACACUUAUUUCCCAUUUACAAAUCCAUCAUUUGAACUCGAGAUUUAUUUUCAGGAGAAAUGGUUGGAAGUUUUGGGUUGUGGGGUGACUGAACAGGAAAUAUUGAAGAGAGGCGGAAGAAACAAUGAAGUUGCAUGGGCUUUUGGACUUGGAUUGGAGCGUUUGGCCAUGGUUCUUUUUGACAUACCAGAUAUCCGUCUUUUCUGGUCUACUGAUGAGCGGUUUACUUCUCAAUUUUCAAAAGGCCAGCUUGGAAAGAAGUUCAAACCAUUUUCAAAGUUCCCUCCUUGUUACAAGGACAUGAGUUUCUGGAUUAACGAGUCAUUCACUGAAAACAAUCUUUGUGAGAUUGUUCGAGGAAUUGCAGGAGAUCUUGUGGAGGAGGUUCAGCUUAUUGAUAAUUUUACAAACAAGAAAGGCAUGACUAGUCACUGUUAUAGGAUAGCAUACCGAUCCAUGGAACGUUCCCUUACAGAUGAAGAAAUUAAUGAUUUACAGUGGAGUGUAAGGGAGCAGGUGGAGAACAAAUUGAACGUUGUAUUGAGAUAAGAUUCAUGGUAGUUUUACAUGUUUAUUUAUUUUGAGAAUGUUCAAUUUGGUGUCAAUUUCUUCGAUGUACACUUGCAGCAAAGCAAAAUGUAGCUAGGGACCUUGAUGAAAUGCCAAAAAAGAAUAAUCGAUGUUCCAUUUGUUGAAAAAUAACUACCAUCUCUUUCCUUUUUUUUUAAUAUUGAUAAAUACGAGUAAAGUUAUCCCGCAUUGUGAGUUUUCCC